UCGAGACACUCGAGAUAGGCUCAAGAGCGGAGAGUGGCAACAUCGUGGCUGCCGUUUUGAGAGGAAGAAGCGGGCUUUCGCGGCAGCGGGUUCCAGAAUUCAGGAAAUCGUUCACGACGCGGUUGAGCGCACGUCGACCGACCGAUCCCGUUGACACGAUCACGCGACCGUCCCGGCGAUCUCCCCCCCGGUGUACGCCGAUCAACCUUCGCGGAGCCGCGGCACCAUGUCGGACGAGAAGAAGGAAACGAAGACGGAGUCGGAGCACAUAAAUCUGAAGGUGCUGGGCCAGGACAACGCGGUAGUUCAAUUUAAAAUUAAGAAACACACACCUCUACGCAAACUGAUGAACGCGUACUGCGACCGUGUUGGCUUGGCGAUAGCAGCGGUGAGAUUCAGGUUCGACGGACAGCCCAUAAACGAAUUAGAUACACCCACCACACUGGAAAUGGAAGAGGGAGACACAAUAGAGGUGUAUCAACAGCAGACAGGUGGUUUUUCGUGUUGAGACGCAAUGCAAUCGCGUUUACAAGUGGACUAAAUUGAAAUGAAUUCACCGUUCCAGCAGUGUUUAUUUCUAUUUAACAGAAAGCAAGAUUUAAUUAGUUUUUUUUUUAUCUUUGCUCUACUCUCGAUUGACCGGAGACUUCGAUCCACGAUACAUAAUGCGAAUACACGUGCAAAUUUAUUGUGCAUCUAAUUUAAUUUAAUUCGUUUUCAUUGUUUCCUUGUUUUUUAUUCAUUGAUUACGUGUUCACUGUAACAUAUUGUAAGAGAGAAAUAUAUAAUAUGUAUCUAAUAUAUUGUUUACUGUUUGAAGGCGCGCAUUGCGUUGUCGAUUGAAGUCUCCGUUUGCGGAAAGGGCCGUUUACUUGUAAGAUUUUAAUUAACAACACGAUACAUUCGAGUACAAUCAUAUAUACGCCGUUUGGUGUGAAAAAAAUGUUUUUUCGUUACUGCUGAAAAAGGAGACAAGCGAAACACGAGUUAUGCGAAGGAAUCACUUAUCACAUCUUCCUGCGCUGUCAGGUUCCUCUAAAACAAAAAAAUCUCGAGAUUCCCCGAGUGUACAUGGAUUUUUCACGUGAAUUUAAACUUUGCGACGAUUCAGAUUUUUAAUGCAUUCUCAACUUUAGAUAUUCUCUUUCUAUAUUUGUAAAAGGGUGUACAGGUGAAUGAUAUGUAGAUUAGGGUAACAUUUACAUUGAUGCGUGAGUAAGAAGAAAAAAGAAACUCCGCAAGGUUUCCAACUUUUCGCCCGCGAAAACCGAAUUUUGUACCCCUCAUUUUUCUAUAAUUUCAGCAUUAUCUUCACAUUACUUUGUACAUGAGCGAGAAUAAAUUACAUGUUAUCUUUUCUAAGAGAGAAAAAAAAACAACUUUAUCUUCUGAUACGCGGCGGCCUCGCGCCGCCUCGAUCUUCACGAAGGCACGCUGGCGCAGCGUACUUAGCAGAGAGAACACACACCGGUAUAGGAUAAUUCGUAUUUUUCUUUAAGGAUCAUAUAUAUGCAGUAUAUAUUUUUGCCAGGAUUCUAAAUAUCGCUAAUGUAAAGUGUAUCCCGAAUACGAUCCAUUAAUUAUAUUCGCUAACUGUAAGUUUUACAUAAAUGUAAAAUACAUGUAUUUAAAGUG
Wasmannia auropunctata (little fire ant) is the source of this 1635-nucleotide messenger RNA. RefSeq names its product small ubiquitin-related modifier 3-like (gene Sumo). Bases 227 to 508 code for a protein of 93 amino acids. NCBI's taxonomy places the organism in Eukaryota, Metazoa, Arthropoda, Insecta, Hymenoptera, Formicidae. Gene Ontology annotation, cellular component: nucleus. Gene Ontology annotation, molecular function: protein tag activity; ubiquitin-like protein ligase binding. The transcript has 3 exons. Gene Ontology annotation, biological process: protein sumoylation. The record is from RefSeq and is a predicted model, not a curated record.